UCCUGCGUUCCUCCGUCCUGCCUGAACGGGCGAACGCUGCGAGGGCUUGGGCUCCCUUGUCCGGUAUGGGCUCAAGCAUCGCGCGCAGGACGUGAGAUGGGGGUUCGUUGAAUGAUACGAGGAUUGCUCAGGUGGUCUCGCUGAUUCAGACUCACAAUCUUUGCUGGUGCACGGACGUGCCUCUUGGAGCUAAGCUGGAUAGCGGUCGACGCCUUCUGGGACUGUGGAUGCCUCUCUAAUCUAGGACUGCAGCAGCCAAGCCGUCAAUACGCCAACUCCCGCCAAUCUAUUCGGCCCUCGUCCUGGUAAUUCUACAUGCUAUGGCCAUCUCUAUGCUGCAAACCGACGUUGUCUUCUGCUUUACCAGCCGCAGGGGCAACUCACUGCCCCUUGUCUGCGCGAUUGGCACAACGGGACCCACCAAGCCAACCCCGAUGCAGGAACAACAUCGGGAGAAGCCCCCGCAGAAGGAACCCUCCAUCCCACUCCGGUGUACCACCGCCCUCGGACUUCCCUCGCGCGAGCCAAUCACGGCGCCCGACCGUGCGGUGCCCCAUCUCGCUCGCGAACGUUUGCCAGUUUCACCGUCCGUCCACCGGGCGGAGGCACCCCCACUUAUCUCUAUCUUUCCUGUGGCCGUAGUCGUAACCGGGCCAGGCGCUGCGGUCCUACGCGAGGUGAACCAGGACACCCGGAACGGGGAUGGGCGCGCCCUGGGCAACUUAGCCUGGAACUGUGAUCGUCGGCGCCGCAUCCGGACGACUGCCACACUACACCGGCGGCUGCUGCGAUACCGCGAGAAGUGCGAGUGGAGGUUCCGCGGUUCUGUCCGCGUAUCGGCGGCGCGCACGGGACUGCGGUCGGUCACUCCUUGGGCUUCCCUGGUUGCGCCUGCUUUCCUCGUCCGGGCGCGGGGGUCCCACUCCACCCUGCCUUGCGCUGUACUCGACUGGACAUGCUUAAGCUUAUCGGCUCGCUCGCUGCUGGCUGGGCCAACGCACUGCGAAGUUCGGUUGGUCAGGUACGCACGCGGUCGUGAGAGGUGGUGCACCGCAACCUCGAUUCUCAGCUGCAGGUUUCGCGUGGCGAACGGACACAACGGACGUGAUAGGCCUCUCGAGCUAUGCGCGGGUGCUUCGUUGCUGCUCUUGACUGCCGUAGCUUGGACUUGGCUGGCGCGAUGCGACGGUCGAUGUUGCAAAUCUGGCUGGUGGACUGUUGUUCGUGCCCGUGCUCGCGCUCACACUCGGGGAACAUUCCUGCUGGUGGUGGUUCGCUCAGCAUCCGCCGGAAGUCAACCAACCGCCUUACGUACGUACGUGGGCGACAUGCGGCAUGCAUUGCAGCAACUCAUCCUCUGCCGUUUAAUCGCAAUCGCAACCGUCAUUGGAAAUCGUGCUGAUAGGAAGAAGCCCUGGCAUCGUACGGUAACGUACCACGCGUACGUACGCGCACUCUCACAUCGACAUUGCCAUCCCAGGCUGCACGGCCCAUCAUCACCACAUCGCGCGUCCUUCCUCGCGCGUCAUGGCGAUUGCGAGAUACGCAGGCGGUGGCCUCGCUGCAGUCGUAACCGCAUCCGCCUCGAACGCAGCUCGGGGUCGCGUCCGUUCGAGGCCUGGCCAGCAGCCCAGCCAGCGUCCGCCCAACCGACGUGCUCCUUCCGCGUUCGGCCCUUCCAGUCCUACCCAAAGGGGUAAAACGAUUUCCUAACUCUGCACCUUCUCCCUUCUGUAGCCUCGGCCCUGGCUCCGCGUGCCCGUAGGGUGUUGUCUGCUGGUCGCAGGAUGCUGGAUCAUCUCUUUCUGAGGCUCCAAACCUGGUCGUGAACCUGCAGACGCGCUCAGGCCUGAUCAGGAGCUCCUUGUGGCCCUCCGACAGCUGCUGCGUCUAUGUAGGACUGGGUUAAGUAGGGCCACGCCAAUCGCGCUCGCGCGCGUCCGGGCGU
This is a messenger RNA of Fomitopsis serialis, 1948 nucleotides long. RefSeq lists its product as uncharacterized. The transcript has 2 exons. Bases 321 to 1700 code for a protein of 459 amino acids. NCBI's taxonomy places the organism in Eukaryota, Fungi, Basidiomycota, Agaricomycetes, Polyporales, Fomitopsidaceae. The record is from RefSeq and is a predicted model, not a curated record.